AUGGAUUGUCCGGCUCUGAUCCUUAGUUGCCUGUGGUUGAUUUGCUUGGGGGCGAAUGCCUCAAAGGUUGUGCAAUUGCUGGACAGAAUACGGCAGGAGUCACACUUUGAAUACCUGCUGCUGAUGAAGAACCGGAAUGCCACGGUGCCGGACCAGGCUUGGAAUGGCAGCUCUUUGGCCAUGGAACUUAUGCAUGAACUGAAGGUUCCUGCGCUACAGCUGGAUGAGAAUGUGAGCUACUUUUUGCACAAUAGCAUCAGCAAUCGACUGGUGUCCGUGGUUUACUUGAGCAACGGAAGGCUGGAGGAGCACGAUGGCUUGCUCAAGGCGCUGGUGGCAAAUCUCAGACACAUGACCACUUCGCGGGUUGUAUUUCUGAUGGAAGUAAAAGUGGCAAGUGAAGGACUACUCCUGGAAUUGUUUUCGCAUUGCUGGAAAAUGAAGAUGCUGAAUGUUCUGGUCUUAUUUGCGGACCACGAGAGAACCCACACCUUCUACCGCUACUCGCCUUUUCCCAAUCUUCACAUGGAGGAGUCACUCUAUGAGCCAAACUCUACGCUGGAAAUUUUUCCGAAUCGAUUGCGGAACUUCCUGGGCUAUCGAAUGCCCAUGAUUAUUGGCGGCACUUCGCCACGAAUGAUUGCCUACUACAAGCGGGGAAAAUUGGUGUACGAGGGCACCGUUGGCCACUUCAUGGACGUCUUUCAACGGAAGUACAAUUUCAGCUUUGUCCAGCCGCUUCGGCCAACAUCGCCGACUGUCUUUGCCCCGUCCAUGCAGACGGUGGCCGCUGUGCGGAACAACUCCGUGGAGAUGUCCAUGUCGCUGACAUUUCCCACCAUACCGCCCUUCGGCUUCACUUACCCCUACGAGCAGAUGAACUGGUGUCUCAUGCUGCCCGUGGAGGCGGAUGUACCCACUCCGGAGUACUACACGAGGGUGUUCGAUCUGCAGGCCUUCCUGGUGGCCCUGUCCACGCUGGUGGUGAUCUCCUCUCUGCUGGCCAUGACCCUGUGGCUGCAUGGCUAUCAGGUGGCUCCGUAUGACUUCCUCCUGCACGAGAGCUGCCUGCGGGGAGUGCUGGGUCAGUCCUUCGUUGAGGUGCUUCGGGCACCCACACUGGUUCGUGGCAUCUACCUGGAGAUUUGCGUGCUGGGAAUUCUAAUCACGGCCUGGUACAACUCCUACUUCUCCGCCUACGUAACGGCAGCGCCCAAGCAGCUGCCGUAUCGCAGCUACGAUGAUUUAUUCGCUUCCCGCAUGAAGGUGGUGGCCUGGACACCGGAAUAUGCGGAGCUGAUUGGGCGACUGGCAGAGUUCAGAAGGUACGACUCCAUGUUCAUGGUGGUGCCGGAUUUCAGCAGGUAUAUAAGUCUGCGCGACUCCUUCAACACCAAGUACGGCUACAUGAUGCACACCACCAAGUGGAUGGUCGUCGCCGAGCAGCAGAAGGUGUUCUCCAAGCCCUUGUUUCGGAUGCGGGAGGAUUUCUGCUUCUUCAAUAACAUACCGUUCGGUUUUCCCAUCCAUGAGAAUUCAGUGUUCAUUGAACCGAUUCUCACGCUCAUCAUGGAACUGGCCGAAACGGGCCUCAGCUUGCACUGGAUGCAGAGCGCCUUCUCGGAGCUGAUCGAUGCAGGGGAACUGCACUUUCUCGACCUGAGUCCCCUCAGAGAGUUCCGGGCCAUGCAGUUAAUGGAUCUGCAGUAUGUCUGGUAUGGUUUCGCCUUUAUGUCCGCGCUCUCCUCAAUCGUCUGGCUACUGGAGGUGGUCGUUGUCCGACAUAGACGGCAUACACAGUCGAGACGGUUAGCUAAAUGA
Drosophila subobscura is the source of this 1821-nucleotide messenger RNA. RefSeq lists its product as uncharacterized. The record is from RefSeq and is a predicted model, not a curated record. Lineage: Eukaryota; Metazoa; Arthropoda; Insecta; Diptera; Drosophilidae. The coding region runs from base 1 to 1821 and encodes 606 amino acids. The transcript is spliced from 2 exons.